AUGGACAGUUGGGGCAGACGAGCAUCGGCCGCUCCCUUCGGCGCCGGCGCGUGCGUGUUUCUUCUAUCUGCUGUAGGUCGGACAUAUCUUAGCAGUCGAGUGUUCUCCCGGGUGAAGAUCGCCGGAGAUUUGAGGUUGACUGAGUUUGGUCUUUCGCUUCGAUCACCGACGACAUCUCUGUUGAACUAUGGGCGUACCCUCCCCAACGUCGUCGACUGGACUGAUGAAUAUGAUUUCGGCAAUCCUCGGAACUUCUCCCCGGUUACUAAAUGGGGAACGACAGUACACUACGGCCUCGUUACCUUUAUUGUUACUUUUGCCAGUUCGAUUUUCAGCACUGCAACCGAGGUGACGAGCGAGUUGUUCGGGGUCUCAAAGGAUAUCAUGCAUUUAGCAACGGCACUCAAUGUUUUGGGAUUUGCAUUCGGACCCCUGGUUUUUGGGCCACUCUCUGAGGUGUACGGCAAGACUCCCCUGCUACUGGGACUGCUCGUCUUCUGUGUUUUCAACAUACCAGUUGCAGUCGCUGCAAAUGUCGAGACGAUAUUAAUAUGCAGAUUCAUCGUUGGUUUCGGAGGCGCGGCUCCGCUGGCCAUCGUUGGCGGCGCACUCGUGGACCUCUUUCUUCCCAUUGAGAGAGGCAUCGCAGUCUGUAUCUUUGCCGGCGCAACUUUCAUGGGCUCCAUCUUCGGGCCGAUCGUCGGUGGCUUUGUUACUGAAUCCUCCUUGGGUUGGCGAUGGACAGCUUGGCUGACGCUCAUCCCCGGUGCUGUGCUGUGGGCGAUUCUCUUGCUCUUCAUUCCGGAGACAUACGGCCCAGUCAUCCUCAAGCGAAGAGCUCGAGAGCUUCGUUUCGAAACUGGCAACUGGACAUUUCAUGGAGCCAUUGAAGAGCAUCGCCUGGAGCUGGGCGAUGUUGCGCAGAGGUAUCUCGUCAGACCGAUCGUCAUGCUCUGUCGCCAGCCCAUCUUGGCCCUCGUGACGGUCUAUAUGUCGCUCAUCUACGGCAUCUUGUAUCUGUUCUUUGAGGCCUAUCCAAUCUCAUUUUCAGCCAAACGAGGCUGGAGCUUGGGCGUUGGAACACUUCCUUUCCUAAGCCUUGGGCUCGGUAUUGUGCUUGUGGGAGUAGUCGUGCUGUUGCACCUCAGACUUCGAUACGCAAAGAUAUACGAAGCAGCUGGGAAGGUGCCGCCAGAGGAGCGUCUCAUUCCAAUGAUGUUUGGCUCAGUCGCACUAGCAAUAGGCAUGUUUUGGUUUGCCUGGACAAGUGACCCAGACAUACAUUGGGCUCCGCAGGUCCUUGCCAGUGUUCCCACCGGGAUAGGAAUCAUGACCAUCUUCAUUCAGGGCUUGGUGUACAUCAUCGACACGUAUGCUCAACUCUCAAAUAGCGCCAUCGCGGCCAAUGUAUUCUUGAGAAGCUGGGUUGGUGCCGGUUUUACCAUGUUCGCAACCAGCAUGUACAACAAAUUAGGCGUUGCAUGGGCAUCAUCGCUGCCUGGUUUCAUCUCCAUUUCUUUAAUACCAGUCCCAUUCUUGUUUUAUAAGUAUGGCCAAGUCAUUCGGAAGAAAAGCCGAUACGCUCCAAUUGCGGACUAAAGCAUUGGCAAGUCGGCCGAAUGGCAAUUGAGUUGAGAAUCUGAGAUAAACGCAACCUAAUGCAUAGAAUUGUUGAGCCUCUGGAGAAAUGCGACCAACACCAUGCCGUGCAAAGCAUUUCCUCGGACUUGGUCCAGGCCCCGAUUACAGAGUUACUGUAGGUUGAAAGAAACGUAUAGAGAGCUAGCUCAUAGGUCGACUAAAGAUCCAUUCUCCCCUCUCUAAAGUUAUUAUCCGUUCCCGCGCGGAAGGGCUUUGCG
Colletotrichum phormii is the source of this 1859-nucleotide messenger RNA. RefSeq names its product MFS transporter. Gene Ontology annotation, molecular function: transmembrane transporter activity. Gene Ontology annotation, cellular component: plasma membrane. NCBI's taxonomy places the organism in Eukaryota, Fungi, Ascomycota, Sordariomycetes, Glomerellales, Glomerellaceae. Bases 1 to 1599 code for a protein of 532 amino acids. The record is from RefSeq and is a predicted model, not a curated record. The transcript has 6 exons. Gene Ontology annotation, biological process: transmembrane transport.